Molecule: messenger RNA, 847 nt
Organism: Thalassophryne amazonica
Lineage: Eukaryota; Metazoa; Chordata; Actinopteri; Batrachoidiformes; Batrachoididae
Exons: 6
Coding region: 19-735 (238 amino acids)
Source: RefSeq, a predicted model, not a curated record
UUUGGUGGAUUUCGGGUCAUGGCGCCGGUUGGAGCAGAGGUCAGCGGGUCGUUCUUGCUUUCAUCAGAUGUGAUCAUUCUGUUCGUCCUCCUCCUCCUGCUCUCCGUCUUCCUGGCGGCUCUCUGCACUGACUGCAUCAGACAUUCAUUUGAGCUGCAAGAUGCAAAAGUGGAAAAACAUCCUUCUGUUCUCAUCAAUGUGGUGAAGCUGGAAGACUCCAUGACGGCGAGAGAGAAUCCCGUCCUCCACGAGAUUCAGAGUGAUGAAAAAGAUGUUCAGACCAAUGGCAGCACAGCAGGAAAGAGGACAGGAAGUGACUCUGACACUGCUGCCGAGUCAAAUGAGGAUGAAAACUCAAUCAGCUUCAUUCCCUGGAGGAGCCACCUGGUGGUGUCACAACCUCAUGUUCUAAACCGGGAGCCGUGCGAAGCCCCGCCUCUCACCUCCACUUCUUCAGACUCCACCCCCAUUUACCAUGUUGUGGGGGCAACCCAGAGUGAAACCCUCCCACCUUCACUAGCAACCAAUCACAAACCAGCUCCUACUUGGCACAGUGAGGACGGUGGAGACAAGCUCAAUGAAGACGUGAGGGACACAAACAGCAGGAAUACCUAUGCAAGAAUUGACAGGAAGGAGAAGAGUCCAACGCCGCUCCCUGUCCGUCACACAAAGGAAGAGCAGUGGGCGGAGUCUUCACCUCCGCUACCCAAUCGAAAGGCAGUGCUGGAGACAUGACGGACGGAGAAGACAAACUGUACAGGAAUAGAGGACAAUGAUUAAAAAAACCUAAACAAAACAAACAAAAAAAAGAUAAGCAAUGUGAGCUCACGUCCUUCAAACUGGUUUG